Messenger RNA from Colletotrichum karsti, 1113 nucleotides. RefSeq names its product UMTA methyltransferase. Bases 1 to 1113 code for a protein of 370 amino acids. The transcript is spliced from 10 exons. The record is from RefSeq and is a predicted model, not a curated record. NCBI's taxonomy places the organism in Eukaryota, Fungi, Ascomycota, Sordariomycetes, Glomerellales, Glomerellaceae. Gene Ontology annotation, molecular function: methyltransferase activity.
AUGGCUGAUCAAUCUACCAACGCAGCCAGCCCGCGGGCGACUGCCUCUGACGCUGCGACGACGACUUCGCCCGCCAGCCAGCCACCUGCGCAUCCUCACCCUGCCAACCAAGACAUUGCGGCCCAGCCAGUGGCGACUGACGAACCUAUUGAGGCCGACGAUGACAACACGACCGACGAUGCGUCGACAAUCGACGAGCGCCUGUCGGAGUACACUGCGUCACUGACGUCGAGCGUUGUCGAUUAUCCCGAGGAGUAUGGUCGUCGGUACCAUGCGUAUCGCCCAGGCACUUACGUCCUACCCAACGACGAGGUUGAAAUGGAACGCCUCGACAUGGCGCAUGCGCUGAUGGUCAGGUCGAUCGGGAGCCGACUCUACCUCGCGCCUCUCAAGAAAGAUGAAGUGCAUCGGAUCCUGGACAUCGGAACAGGCACUGGAAUUUGGGCUGUUGAGAUUGGUGACAUUUUCGGCCAUGCCGAAGUUAUUGGUAACGAUCUGAGCCCUAUUCAGCCAGAAUGGACACCUCCGAACGUGAAAUUCGUGAUUGACGAUGUCGAGAGCGACUGGGUUGGCCAUGAGAAGUACGACUUCAUUAUGUGCAGAUACAUGGCUUGCUCCAUUCUAGACUGGCCUAAGCUGGUGGAGAACAUCUACGACAAUCUCAAACCCGGAGGCUGGGCAGAGUUCCAGGAUAUGUCUACUGAGUAUUAUUCGGACGACGGAUCAUACACCGACAAGCAUGCCACGUGGGCUUGGAACAAGUCCUUUCUCAAGGCUUGCAACAUCCUCGGACGUGACCCCUGCCCCGGGCCUAAGCUUGAGGGCUGGGUGAAGAGCGCCGGCUUCACGAAUGUCUUCCACAGGCGAUACAAGGCCCCGAUGGGCCCCUGGGCUGCGGAUCCCGUUUAUAAGGAUAUUGGGAUGCUCAACCUGGCGCAACUUUUGGAGGGACUGGAGGCUUUCUCGCUGAGACUGUUCUGCGGCGUGCUACAGCGGACGAGGGAAGAGGUCCUUGUCGAGCUGGUGAACGUCCGCAAAGAGUUGAAGCAGAGGGCUUUCCAUGGCCUUUUUGAUCUUCACGUAGCUUACGGACAGAAGCCUCUGGAGGAAUAG